Molecule: messenger RNA, 1482 nt
Organism: Chlorocebus sabaeus (green monkey)
Lineage: Eukaryota; Metazoa; Chordata; Mammalia; Primates; Cercopithecidae
Gene: PLEKHJ1
Product: pleckstrin homology domain containing J1
Biological process (GO): retrograde transport, endosome to Golgi; endosome organization; receptor recycling
Cellular component (GO): trans-Golgi network; recycling endosome; early endosome
Source: RefSeq, a predicted model, not a curated record
GCUGACAUUCUUCGGGAGACGUUAUCGCUCCCUCCGCCUGCGCCUGGCCGCUCUAGGAAGGGGUGCCAGCCAUCGCGGGGGUGCCUUGAUGCUGUUCCACCUUUGUCUAGUUUAUUUCAAUUUAAUGGUUAUGUAACGACUGUCCGUCUCCGCUACCAACCCGUGCACCGCGCCCCGCCCCAGGUCGCCAGCGCCACGCACUGGAGACUGGCGGCAUGGCCGGCCCAAAGUGCGCAGGCGCACUAGCCCCGGCGGUGCUUCCGUGUCUGCGCCCUGAGACCUUUUUGGCGCCGGCCCCGGCGUGAACGGGGACGGCGGCCGGGAGGGCGCGGUCCAGGUUCCCGUUCCCCGCGAAGCCAUGCGGUACAACGAGAAGGAGCUGCAGGCGCUGUCCCGGCAGCCGGCCGAGAUGGCGGCCGAGCUGGGCAUGAGGGGCCCCAAGAAGGGCAGCGUGCUGAAGCGGCGGCUGGUGAAGCUAGUGGUGAAUUUCCUCUUCUACUUCCGGACAGACGAGGCCGAGCCCGUCGGAGCCCUGCUGCUGGAGCGCUGCAGAGUCAUCCGGGAAGAGCCUGGCGCCUUCUCCAUCAGCUUCAUCGAGGACCCUGAGAGGAAGUACCACUUUGAGUGCAGCAGCGAGGAGCAGUGUCAGGAGUGGAUGGAGGCUCUGCGUCGGGCCAGCUACGAGUUCAUGCGGCGAAGCCUCGUCUUCUACAGGAACGAAAUCCGGAAGGUGACAGGCAAGGACCCCCUGGAGCAGUUCGGCAUAUCCGAGGAGGCCAGGUUCCAGCUGAGUGGCUUGCAGGCAUGAGCGCAGGGCAUGGCGGUCAGCGUGCAGCUGGACAGGACUGGCCCUGCCCAGCCGUGAGUCGCUUGGCCAUGCCUGGAUUUUGUUUGGUUUUUGGUUUUUGGAUCAGGGUCUUACUGUGUUGCCCAGGCUAGAGUGCAGUGGUGCCACAGCUCACUGUGACCUUGACCUUCUGGACUCACGUGAUCCUCCUGCCUCAGCUUCCCAAGUCGCUGGGGUCACAGGCAUGAGCCGUCACACCCAGCCAUCACACCUGGAUUUCGGUGGGAGGUUUUUGGUUUGGAGACAUCCAAAGCCUGAAGCCAGCUGGGUGUGGGCAGGGGCUGCAUUUUGUGAAACUGCCCAGCAAGCUGCCCUCUCCGGGGCCCCAGGACCCACCUGACUGGCCUGGCACCUGGUGCCAAGUGCUGCUGCAGGAUACACGCCCUCCCACGGGUGCCCCGCCUGAGUUGUGUGCAUCCAGGACCUCGCGAGCCCCUGGGCUGGUGGCGUGGCGCCCUGCCCCCGCUGAUGAAUGUACAGAGCCAGACAAAGCUGUGAAUGGCAUGGGGGCCGAGCCCCCACCAGCUGUGAAUUCUCCUGCAGACAGGAGGGCCCUGGUUGUGCGCCUGGGGAAGUGGUUGCCCUGGGGUCAGGGUGCUUGUCAUGUUCAAAUAAAGGUACCUCUUUUCCACACU